UUUUAGAGAGAGAGAGAGAGAGGGGAAGUUGAGAAGGGAUCUGAAGUUUGGUGUUUCGAUCGGAUUGGAUUGGAUUGGAUCGAUUAGGGUUUGGAGGAUGGAUUUGGAUGCGUUUCGGAUGAUUUUGUCGAAUUCGAGAGUGAACGUGUGGGAGUUAAUCGACACGGCAAUCACGGUGGCUUCGUUGGACUACGGGCACGAGUUGAAGGAUCGGAGGGACAGAAUCGUGGAGCGACUCUACACAACAACGAGCUCUGAUUUGCGGUGCCAGAACUGCGACGUUGAUCUCCAGAGACCCAACGGCGUUCCCAAAAACGAGGCUUUGUCUUUGGAUUUCAUCAAGGAAGAGAGGAGUCAUGAUGAUGAACAUGAACAACAACAACAACAAAAGGAAGGAGGUUCGCCUUCAACUCCGCAGUCGAUUCAUAGAGACGCCGACGACGACGAUGACAAUGAAGAACGAGAUCCGUACGGAGGUUUGUUCGACGAUGAAGAGACCAGAAUUCUUAACAUCAAAGAACAGCUUGAAGAUCCAGACCAGUCUGAAGAUUCCCUGGUUGAAUUGCUUCAAAGCCUUGCAGAUAUGGAUAUAACAUUCAAAGCACUCAAGGAAACUGAUAUUGGAAGGCAUGUGAAUCGUUUGCGGAAGAAUCCAUCAAAUGAUGUGCGGAGAUUGGUUAAACAACUCGUCAGAAAAUGGAAAGAUUUGGUUGAUGAAUGGGUUAAGUUGAAUACACCCAAUCAACUUGUUUCUUCUUCUCUCAUUGUGGGGGUGUUGGCAGCUGAUGGAGACUCUCCUCAGCAGAAUGUUCCACCUAGUAAUACCCGAAACGGUCUUCACCACCAGGUUCCUGAUUUUGCGUACUCUCCAAAUCCACACAAUGGGAGCUCUGGUUCAGACAAGAACAACUCUGAACCUGAACCUAAAGCAAAAGUAGUUCCUCGAAGAGAUGCUCCUGCUGCCAAACCGACCCAUUCUAUUCCCCUAGCUGCUUCUGCCCCUCCUCCCAAGAGACAACAGAAGGAAUCAAGCCUCGACCUUGAAAGGCUGGCUUCAACAAGAAAACGGCUUCAUGAGAAUUACCAGGAAGCUGAGAAUGCAAGGAAGCAAAGAACGAUUCAAGUGAUGGAUAUUCACGAGAUACCAAAACCAAAGAAUACCUUCUUUGCCAAGAAUAAAGGCGGCCCUCAUGGAAGACACCGAUGAUGAUAUAUGAUCAUGUGUUAUAAUUGGUCAAACAAAUUACCACUAUCUCACUCAGUCACUUCCAACCAAAAACAAAAAAAACAAAAAAUGGACUGUAAAACAGGGUUACCAUAAGGCGGUUUCUCCUGUUAUAAAAUUUUUCCCCCAGAAAAUUUUACUGUUUCAUCGUUAAUUUGAUUUGCUUCAUUAUCUGUGAAAUUAAACAAAGCGUAUUGAAGUGCACAACUUACUUUUGAGGUCCUUAGGUCUCCUUAUCCCAAAAUGCUUUGGAUGUUUCUCAUCUCAAAAUUUUUACAUUGA
Messenger RNA from Camellia sinensis, 1507 nucleotides. RefSeq names its product Transcription elongation factor (TFIIS) family protein. The record is from RefSeq and is a predicted model, not a curated record. Gene Ontology annotation, cellular component: nucleus. Lineage: Eukaryota; Viridiplantae; Streptophyta; Magnoliopsida; Ericales; Theaceae.